AUGGAGAUACAUCAGUUGUUCGAGAAAAUUCAGGCCAUCUCGGCCAUCAACAAGGAGAUCAUUCAGCGCAUCAGGGGCGACCCGUCCAUGCUCUCCUUCCAGGGAAAGCUGCAUGCCAGGACGCAGCUGGUCGUGGACCACACGGCCUCCCAGCGCGAGUUCUUCGGGUGGUGGAGGUGGGACGGCGAGCUGGUGGCCGUGCGCGACACCUUCAAGGACAAGGUCGACUACGCGCGCUGCCACACCUUCGAGGAGCUCGAGCUCCUCAACGAGAAGCUGGUCGUCUUCGCCGAGCAGUACCGCGCGUUCGAAGACAGCGCCUUCGCCGCGACCGAGCUGAGGCAGUACUUGACCAACUACGAGCUCAUCCAGACGGCCCUCGGCCAGGUCGACGCCCAGUUCCAGGCCAACGCAGCUAAGGCCAAGAACCAGAACCGCGCCGGGCAGGUGCAAGAAGUCACGCGCGAGUUCAACGUCGCGCUGGCCAAGCUUGCCCGCCUGCGCAUCCACCUGGCCGACGUGCAGGGUCGUCCCCUGUUCAGGCUCACCCCCCCUCCGGAGCACGCCGAUGCCGAGAUCCGCGGCAUCUCUGCUGCCAAGAACGGCCGCCUUGUAGUCAUCUAUCAAGGACCUCAUGGUACUGUCUACUCUGCGAUCUACGACGCUUCAGGGGCGCUGGAGAAUAAGGACAUGCUGCUCUACUGUCACCAAGGGCAGAACAUAUGCGGCAUCGCAUUGGAUUGGGAGACAGGCAACCUGAUCGUCGACGACCAGCAGCACAAUCAGAUCUUUGUCCUUCAUCCAUCCAAGCAAGGACCCACAUUCCUCACAUCCUGGACCAGCUCAUCAUCAUCAUACGCCCCACCUCCUAAAGUGGGCGCGCUCACCAAGCCCGUCGGUGUGGCGGUCGGUGCCGGUGGCCUGAUCUACGUGACCCAGAGCAAGCGCAUGGACAUCACAGUCGUACGGGCCUCUACCCUCACGGUCGAGCGGAUCAUCGAGCAGGUGUCUCCGUUGCACUUCAACGACGACGAGACGAAGAAGAGGGCCUCAGGCAACGGCCUGAGCGGCAUCGCGGUGCACCCGAUCACGGGCAACAUCUACGCCGCCGACCCUGACAACGCCCGCGUGCUCAUCUUCACGCCCAAAGGCGAGUUCGAGGGCUCCUUUCACCUGGGCGAGGGCCACCACUCCUACCCGGUCGGCCUCACCAUCGACGCCAAGGGCAACGUGUUCGUGACCGAGCAGCAGAACAAUCGCGUGCUGGUCUUCCACUCGCACGGCGGCGCGCCCCUGGUGGUGGGCGGCGGUGCCGAGGCCAGUCUCCAGCUGAUUCGGAGCCCCGGGGCGGUCGCAGUGAUCGGCGACCGGGUCUUUGUCGUCAACAACAAGGGCAAGAACAUCCACGUCUUCGUUUUCAUCCACUAG
This is a messenger RNA of Acanthamoeba castellanii str. Neff, 1428 nucleotides long. Its product is annotated as NHL repeat domain containing protein. The transcript has a single exon. Gene Ontology annotation, molecular function: protein binding. Lineage: Eukaryota; Discosea; Longamoebia; Acanthamoebidae. Bases 1 to 1428 code for a protein of 475 amino acids. The record is from RefSeq and is a predicted model, not a curated record.